AUGUCAGCUCCGCUACCAGAGAAGCCUCUCUCGGGCCACUGCUCCGUUGUCGACAACAACACACUAUAUGUCCUAUCCCCCGACUCGUUCCAGGCUCUACCGCUCGUCGAGAAUGCUACAUGGACAUCAAUGCAGAUGGGCAAGCCCGUAACUGGUCACACAUGCCUUCGCGCAGUACCUACUGGAGAUGAAUCACAAUCUGCACUAUACGUCAUUGGUGGCACAUCAGAAGACGAAUCUUAUGGAGGGCUACAACGUUAUGUCUUCUCGAACAAGACUUGGGAGACUCUAGACCUGCCCACAGAAGACAUGAAGGGACGUAUAAACCACGGCGCUGCAUACUUGAGCGACUCUUCCUCUAUCCUUGUAUACGCUGGCUCACGAUCCGGCGUCGAGUUCUCAUCACAAACCUUCGUCAUCUCGACCCAAGAGCCUUUCAACAUUGAGUCGUUCACAUCUGAGGCCCCGACCGUUUCUAACCCUAUCCUCUUACCAUGGGAUGAAAGUUCUGCAGUACUAGUGGGAGGUUCAAAGUCAAACACUGGCGUCUGGACUUUCAGCAAGAGUAGCAGUUGGACCAGGCUCGAGACUAAUCUGACCUCAGCAUUACCGGACGGCGCAAAGGGCGCCCUUAUCACUGGUAGCGAUGGCAGCAAAGUCCUGACGGUUUACGAUGCGAAUGCAGCCCCCAACACGGUUACACAACUUGUCCUGUCCGAUGCUGACGGUCAGCCUGCGACCACCGGUCAGACCGUCGGCGAACAGCCCAGCCAACCGAAUAAGCGCAAGCGUGAUUUGACUCUGGACAACUGGCCCACAUACAACAGCAGUUCAGCUCCAUCGAUAAAGAGAUCCGAGUAUUCUGUUGCACAAAAUGACCAAGGAACUCUCGCUGUUAUCAGUGGAGGCAACGAUGAUACUCCUGUCAAUGUCUUCAACCAAACCAGCAACUCAUGGGUCGACAACCAGGUUCUGUUUGGUGGACAAGUCCCCCUAACAACGACAUCCGCAUCCAGCUCAUCAACCCUUCCCACCUCGACUAGUACACGUUCUUCCGCAACAUCGUCCGCUGCUGCAAAACCAAAGGAACACUACGACUCCGGCGCGCAUACACGAAAGGUACUUGGAAUUACUUUGGGUCUUCUGCUUGGUCUUCUCGCGAUACUCGUCAUUGCGCUCCUCCUCGUGAGACGUCGCAAGCAACAGAAGAGCAAGGCUUCGGGAAGUGAUGAGAAGGCGGACAGAAUGAGCUUUGCAGACAGAGGUGCUUCUUUCAUGAAAGAGGCUGGCGGCGGCACAGUGAGCGAGGCUCCACCGCAGUUGCCCAAGCCCUUCAUUGGUUCGUAUGAUCCUCGCAGCUCUUUCGCUAUCCUUGCCGGAAAGCUCGGAGCCGAUCGUUUCAGCAAGCGUUUCAGCAAGUUCAGCGAGUCUGAGAAGACUCCUGUUAAUGGCAGCACCAACCCAUACGCAGAUCUGCAAGCUCCCAAGUCUGCUUACCACCACCAAGCCAAUGAUUCGUCAAGCUCGUUGGCCAUCAUCUCUGGCAAAUACGGGAACAAGCACAGCAGAAGUCAUGGCGAGAAGGGCAGUUUCGAGAGCACUACCAAGCUGGUACGAUCGCCUACUAGUCCUCAAAGCUUCGAUGACCACAUGGAAAUGGAGUCUCUGGAUGGUCAGACGCCUAGACUACUUUCUGCUCGUGGUCCCCCACCUGCAAUGUCAUCGCUUAGGGUCGUGCAAAACCAGAACAGGGACACAGAUAUGCAGACAAAACGCAGUUCAGGCUGGUCAAGGUACUUUGCCAACCAGAAUGAAGGCGGCGCAUACGACCCAGCUGCACAAAGCUCACCAAACCUCAGUGCCAAUGCAUCUCCUAAUCUGAGUGAAUCUGACUACACACCCUCGCUACGAAACCCCUCUGCCAUGGUCGCACCUCUCGAUGUGGAGCCCAAGAACCACCUGCAUCCUGCAGACGCACACCACCACCGUCUGUCAGCUGUAGGCAUGGGCAGACCUAGCUUCGCCCACAGUGUUGAGGACUUCUCAGCCCGAGGAGCCAGCUUCGACAUGGUUGAGGGUCAACGCGCUGACUUCCACACUGGUCAGAGUCUGGAAAGCCAGGGCUAUCUUGAUGGAGCCCGCGAGUCGUUCGCAUCGUCAAGACGCCACUCUGCCGACAGUGUAGCUUCAUCCAACUUCUUCUCGCAUGGCGAUGAAUGGCCUGUCGCCACCGCACAAGCAACUCACACCGCUCAAGCUGUGAACAGAAAAGCACCCAACUCGCCUUCGGUAAACGAAGUCCACAUCCCACCCUCACCCGCCGUCUCAGCCUCUGCCUUCCCUCGCCCACCCUCGAGUACCUACACAGCGGACGUAGACCGCGACAGCCGUAUGCACGGUUUCGAAGCCCCCAACGCUCUCGGCCGCGCUCUGAGCCCCCCAGCUGCCGUCGCUAUCCCCGGUCCCGCUGCCCGCGGCAACAGCGGCGGUGGCUUCUUCCCCGGCAGCGGCACACGCGCCAUCCACGACCGCCCUACUCACCCCGCUCUCGCCGGCUCAGCCCGCAAGAUCGGUGCUCUCCACCCCGGCACCCUCGCCGCUCUCCGCUUCACACCCGACCGCGAAGCACCAAAGCCCCCUCAAGCUGGCCUAGGCAUUGAUCAAGGUAGAGAGUCACCCUCAAUGUGGGCUCCUGCCACUGGCGCUCUUUCGCAACGCGAUCGUGAGGAAGCGUUCAGACAACGACUUGAGGCUGAGAGACAGAUGAAGGAGAGAAUGGACAAUGGAGGUGCAGCUAGAAAGACACAAGCUAGCGACAUCAGUUGGGUAGACAUUGGACAGAACUAG
Messenger RNA from Aureobasidium namibiae CBS 147.97, 2847 nucleotides. RefSeq lists its product as uncharacterized. Bases 1 to 2847 code for a protein of 948 amino acids. NCBI's taxonomy places the organism in Eukaryota, Fungi, Ascomycota, Dothideomycetes, Dothideales, Saccotheciaceae. Gene Ontology annotation, molecular function: protein binding. The record is from RefSeq and is a predicted model, not a curated record. The transcript has a single exon.